CGUUGCAAAAUUUUAUUGUUAUUUAAAAUUUCAAACUCUCGCCUGACGAUUUACUUAUUAUCGAUCGUCUUCGUGGUAUUAAUGUCGCUUUAUUUCUUCUUACGUACUACAAGAGAUGGCUACACCAUCGCCAUAGCACGUUCAAAAUUCAAACAUAACCUAAUAUCUAUGCAUUGUCGAAUGAUUUAUUCAUGGACACAUAUUUUAGUUUUAGAUUUCAAUCGUAUAUAAAACUAAAUUUAAUAUUGUGAUUUUGUAAUUACGUAAGCCGUUAGCUGAAAUAAACCUCGUUGUGAAAUGCCGCCAAAAUCUGCACUGAAUUCCAACAAAAACAAAAAGAGCGCAUCAGAACCAUGCGUUUCUCAUAGAACAGACGCUGGUAGUGCAAGCACUUUGGAUCCAGAAGCGAAGGACCGUUUCGAAUUGGAAUUAUGCUGGUGCAUACAACAAAUGGAAGCGAGCUUAGCUGGCGGCAAACUUCAGGAGAAGCAAGUGCAGGAACUUAGUAAACAAUUACAUUCGUUGAAGAGUAACACUGCGCCGUUAGUAAAAAAGAGACAAAUAAUGAGAAAUACAUUGGGAGACUAUAGAGAGAAAAUGGCUGAGGACGAGCGAAAGUUUAGCAAAACUGUAUCAGCAGUUAAGUUCACUGAUUCUACCUCACUAGAAAAGAAAUCGAUAUUUAUUAAGAAAGCUGCUGGAUAUAGUACACAGAAUUCUAAUAGACAAACGGAUGAUCAUAGAACAGAAAAUACAUUACAAAGUACGGAGCAGACUGUUUGUAAUAGUAAUAAAACUGAAAGUCCGUUUAAAUUCAAUUUCUAAGCAUAUCAAUAAAAUCAACUGAUAUAUUUAUG
Messenger RNA from Trachymyrmex cornetzi, 857 nucleotides. RefSeq names its product UPF0488 protein CG14286. The transcript has 2 exons. NCBI's taxonomy places the organism in Eukaryota, Metazoa, Arthropoda, Insecta, Hymenoptera, Formicidae. The record is from RefSeq and is a predicted model, not a curated record. Bases 298 to 825 code for a protein of 175 amino acids.